UCAGCGUUCAGUCCUGGGGAGGUAGGUACCGAGAGAGCUCAUCCAGUUUCCAGUUUCCAGUCACUUUCUAUAGGAGGACAAAGCAACUUCGCUUUUCUGUAGGAUCGGGACGUUCACUGAGGUACUCAACAGUUUUCAUAGUUUCCUUCCAGAAGCUAUUUGCUGGAAUAUACAACCCAGGUAGAUUCCCAACGCUUCCAGCGCAACGAACUUUACUUUUCGAAAACAAAAGGAUAUCCGUCAUCCACCCUCACACAAUGCCCGCCGUUCCAGCCGAAGUAACCUCCCUGCUCUCAGACUUCCAGUCAAGUCUGGAAGUCUUCAAGGGACAGCUCAAGAAUGCCUUUGCGACUCUGGACCUUACGACGGUAGCGGCCAUCCUCCUCGUGGUAGCGGGAGCCAUCAUCGUCUACGAUCUCCUGGUGUACGCCCUCGCCUCCUCAUCUACUUCCAGGUCCAUGAUGGUGACGCCCUUCCUCGCUAAGAUCGCGUCGGAGGCCUGGCAGAGGAGGGAUGAGCUCGGAUUCUCCAAUCUGAUCGAUUCCAGGUCAGUGGAAGACUUCCCAGCCAUUCUGGAGGCGCUCACUCUGGCAGCAGACAAGUACGAAAAAGAAGAGACGGACUUGCAAAGCGAAGACAAGAAGAAGAAGGAAUAAGCUGGAAGAAUGAAAGAAAGAGAGAGAGAGAGAGAGAGAGAGAGAGAGAGUCUUAAAUAUGAACUGUACUCACUAAUAUUAUUUCUUCGGGAGAAUACAAGAAGUUCUUCGGUUAGCUAUGUGGUUUUCAACAACUCUGGGUAGCUUUUACGGAUUAGCUGAGCGGGAAGGUUUGUCCGGAAUAUCUUUGGAGGAAUUAUGUGGACGAUGGCAGGCUGCUUCAGGAGCAAGAGCAACUGCUGGCAUAAGGCCAGCUUACUCUAAAGAGUAUAUAAAUAUUGAAAAUGCAAGUUCACUAUUUUUGAGGAACUCAAUGUACUUGUUUUUUUUUUCUUUUUUUAGCUAGCUUGCCUCCCUGGGUGCACUCUCCGGAAUGUAAUGUUUGCAUGAAAAGUAUUUAAUAUUCCCUAGGCUCCUCGUUCGUGGUUCUCUAUUUAUAUAGCAUUGUAAUGAGCCCUUUUUUUCUUAGGAUAACAGUACAUCACAUGGUGUGUAUUAUCAAUAUAAUCCUUAUUCCACUUAGUGAAUUUUGUCCAGCAUGUUAUCUAAGAUAAAAUCAAAUUCUUCGUUUCGCUGUUUUCAUGAAAAAUAUGAGAAGGAAAUUAUAAAUAAUUUCUGAGCAUAUUUAUGAUAUAACCAGUAAUUACGUUGAUCUCUUGUUAUCAAAGUCCUUCCUUCUUCCCAAAGUCAAUACCUAUGCAUUCCACAGUCAUUCUUUCAGACUAAACAUUAGUUGAUUUUUGUAAAAAAAAGAUUAGGACGAAUGAAAUAACAGUAUCAUCUAAAAAUAUAUAUGCAUCAAUUUAGAAAAAAAUAAGAGGCAUGUGACAGUCGAAGCAGUGAUUGGUAAUUAUAAAUGACUUUGUUAAGAGCCCCUCUUUAUUUUCAUUUGUAAUAUCAAUUCUCACAAAGUAUAAAAAAUGUUUGCGCCUCUAAUGGUACUGUAAUCAGCUGGGGAUUAAAAUGUGUCUCGGUUGUUACACAAAUUAUGUAUUUUAUGUAUUGUAUGAAAUAUUUAUGUUUUAAAUAAAAUAUUGUUUACAA
Molecule: messenger RNA, 1700 nt
Organism: Macrobrachium nipponense
Lineage: Eukaryota; Metazoa; Arthropoda; Malacostraca; Decapoda; Palaemonidae
Exons: 2
Coding region: 258-656 (132 amino acids)
Source: RefSeq, a predicted model, not a curated record